GUCCUCCAGCAUCUCGCUCUCUCCCUCGUGGUCCCUAUCAUCGCGUACCUCUACAAGACCCUUAUGGCGACCACAGCAACCAAGUUCGCAACGUCAACCUCCAUCGCGCAAGGCGCCAUCGUGGUCGGCUCCGGCCUCGCCGGCCUUUCAGCCGCCUCCCAACUCAUCUCCCAUGGCGUCCCCGUCCACCUGCUCGAUCGCGCUCAGAAGCCAGGAGGAAACUCCAUCAAGGCAUCAUCUGGCAUCAAUGGCGCCCCGACGCGCUUCCAAACGGUCCCGGACACCACGUUCUACGACGACACCGUCCGCUCCGCUGGAUCCGUGUUCUCGAUCGCUCGCGAACAGCGUCAGAAACUCGUAUCGACGCUCACGGAGCAAUCGGCUAGCGCCAUCUACUGGCUACACGACGAGAAGGGUGUCGAUCUGAGCAAGGUCGCCCAGCUGGGUGGCCAUAGCGUCCCGCGCACUCAUCGCCCGGAGAAAUCUACCGUCGGCGCAAGCAUCGUCAUGACGCUGCUGAAGCAGUUGAAGGAGAGCCCGCUGUUUCAGCUUGAGACCGCGGCCCGCGUGACGCGGGUGCUGAAGAGCGGCGAGAAGGUCACGGGCGUCGAGUACACGCAAGACGGCGAGACGAAGGAGCUGCAUGGGCCGCUGGUGUUCGCGACGGGCGGGUUCGCGGGCGAUGCAAACGGGCUGCUGGCCAAGUAUAGGCCUGACCUCGCGGGUUACCCGUCAACGAGCGACCCACGCGAGGGCACCCAGGAUCUGCUCACGGCCGUGGGCGCCCAGCUCCUGGAUAUGGAGCAGGUGCAGGUGCAUCCCACUGGAUUUGUCGAUCCGAAGGAGCCGCAGUCGCUGGCUAAAAUCUUGGCGGCGGAAGUGCUGAGAGGGGAGGGUGGAGUGCUACUGAUGGAAGGCAAGAGGUUCGUAAACGAGAUGGAGACUCGGGCACACAUCACGGAUGCGAUUACCAAGCACGAACCCCUAAAAGGGGAUAUCAAGCAGUGGGACGUGCUUAUCGUGCUGGAUGAAGGAACCUUCAAGGCGGCGGAAACGCAUCUCGGGUUCUAUAUGUGGAAGGGCUUGAUGCGGAAGACGACCGUGGCUGAGCUAGGUGAAGGUGUGUUGCCGGCGCUGCAAGAGUACGCGGAUGCAGCUGCUGGCCACACAGAAGAUAGGUUUGGGCGUAAGGCAUUCGGGCAUUGGGCUUUGAAGAAGGUGGAGCCGGAAACUUUGGUUUAUGUGGGAAAUGUGACGCCCGUGGUGCAUUUCACUAUGGGAGGGGUGGUGAUCAACGAGAGGAGCGAGGUUCUGGAUGCGGAAGGGAAGGCCAUCCCAGGCCUAUGGGCAGCCGGGGAGGUUACAGGUGGUGUUCAUGGGGAGAACAGGUUGGGCGGGUCUAGCUUGUUGGAGUGUGUUGUCUUUGGUCGUAUAGCCGGGGACCAGGCUUCGGCGGCUUUCAAGAGCCAGUAAAAGAUUGGCAUCGAAGCUAGGCUUACCCUUUAGAGCUCGAGCGAUCUCUUGUGCGAACAGAGUGUUGUCAUGCCUUAACUGCAGCAGUACGCAACUGUAAAAUAGAUUGACCAACGUCAUCAUACGACGAAGGCGACGGGCACGGACAGCAAAUCGCAUAAAGUAUCUCUUGUACAUUAUACAUUCGACUGCAUGGGCAAUCAAGCCGCUUGUCCCUAACACCACUUCUUGAUCAGUGG
Messenger RNA from Punctularia strigosozonata HHB-11173 SS5, 1712 nucleotides. Its product is annotated as Flavocytochrome c. The transcript has a single exon. Gene Ontology annotation, molecular function: FMN binding; oxidoreductase activity. Lineage: Eukaryota; Fungi; Basidiomycota; Agaricomycetes; Corticiales; Punctulariaceae. The record is from RefSeq and is a predicted model, not a curated record. Bases 64 to 1473 code for a protein of 469 amino acids.